GAAUGCUGCCUAUGUCUACUUGAUAACUGUGGUAUUUGUUGCAGGGACUGCUGACCUUCAGGGAUGUGGCCAUAGAAUUCUCUCAGGACGAAUGGGGAUGCCUGAACCAGAGUCAGCGAGAACUGUACAGGGAUGUGAUGUUAGAGACCUAUGGACACCUCCUCUUCUUGGGCCUCAUUGUGUCGAAACCACACCUGGUCAUUUUUUUGGAACAAAAGAGGGAGCUCUGGGAUGUGAAGAGAAAGAAGACGGUAGCCUCACCAGCAGCUAUAUCUUCACAUGGCACCCAGAACCUCCUGCCAAAACCAUGCAUAGAAGCCUCUUUACAAAAUGUGUCACUGGGUACAGGGAAACAUCAUGCCCUUGAGAAUUUACACUUGAUAAACUGCGACAGUGAUAGAAAGAAUGAAGCGCAUCAGAAGUUUUAUGAAGGACGUGGUCCAAUUGAGACGAAUGCCCAUAAUAAGAACCUCACGGCCGCAAGUGGUGAAGGACAUAAAACAUUUUGGAAAACCGCCCUUUUUACAUCCACUAUUUGUGCAAAGGAGUGUGCAUCUGUAAGAAGUUCCAAUCAAAUAUGCAAACAUACAUAUUUGUGCAACGAAAAUUUGGAACAUUUGGAAAGUUACCCCAUCUACACUGAAAACAAUGCUUUGAGCCAUUGUGAAAGUGGGAUUGGAUUGACCUUUCAGUCAAAUAGUUCUAAAACUCAGAGAUUCAAAAAUGAAGAUAAAAGGCCUAGGACGUAUCAAUUUGGGAGGCGCUUCAUAGAGGAGGUGACCGUGCAACAUUACCAGAGCAUUUUCAGUGGAGAUACACUGGCUCAAUACAGUGAAUCUGAGACACAGUCUAACCAGGGAUCCCAUGUUAGCAAACAUCUGAGGACUCUGCAAGAAAACCAUUUUGAACCUAAUAAAGAUGAGGAAGUCUUUUACCCAAACUCCAAGCGUACCAAGAGUAAGAGAACGCAGAAGGGAGAAAAUACUUCUAAAUAUGAUGAAUGUGGGAAAGCUCUGAAGCAGUCCUCCAGUAUUGCUGGUCAUCAGAGGAUUCGUGUGGGGGAAAACCCAUACACAGGUAAUGAAUCUGGAAACAUGUUUAGUCAAUCGUUAAGUCUAAAUACGUAUAAGACAAGUGGUACUGGAGAGAAAAGGUACAUUUGCAAGGAAUGUGGCAAAACCUUUGACAGGCACUCAACACUAUCUCAACAUCAGCAAAUGCAUACUGCAAAGAAAAUUGACAAAUGUGAAGAAGGUGGUCAAACCUUUAAGGAUAGGUCAUCACUCCAUGCACACAGGCAAAUCCAUACUGCACCUCACAAAUGUCAAACAUGUGGCAAGGCCUUUAGCAAGCAAUCAUCCCUUAUUCAACAUCACAGAAUGCAUACUGGAGAGAAACCUUACAAAUGUGAAGAAUGUGGCAGGGCCUUUAGCCAGCAAUCAUUGCUUAUUCAGCAUCACAGAAUCCACACUGGAGAGAAACCUCACAAAUGUCAAGAAUGUGGCAGGGCCUUUAGGCAGCAAUCAUCCCUUAUUCGACAUCACAGAAUUCAUACUGGAGAGAAACCUCACAAAUGUCAAGAAUGUGGCAAGGCCUUUAGCCAGCCAGCAUCCCUUACUAAGCAUCACAGAAUGCAUACUGGAGAGAAACCUUACAAAUGUCAAGAAUGUGGCAAAGCCUUUAGCCAUCCAACAUCAAUUAGUCGACAUCACAGAAUUCAUACUGGAGAGAAACCUUACAAAUGUCAAGAAUGUGGGAAGGCCUUUAGCCAGCAAUCAUCCCUUAGUGGACAUCACAGAAUCCACACUGGAGAGAAACCUCACAAAUGUCAAGAAUGUGGCAAGGCCUUUAGACAGCAAUCAUCCCUUACUCAGCAUCACAAAAUCCACACUGGUGAGAAACCUUACCAAUGUGAAGAAUGUGGAAAAGCCUUCAACUAUUCCUCACGACUUAUUGAACAUCACAGAAUUCAUACCGGGGAGAAACCCCACAAAUGUAAAGAAUGUGGCAAGGCCUUUAGCGAAUACUCAGCCCUUACUCGACAUCAUAGGAUUCAUACCGGACAGAGACAUUACCAAUGUAACAAGUGCAGCAAAACCUUUAAUUUGUGUUCCAGCCUUACUAAGCAUCACAGAAUCCAUACUGGAGAGAAACCUUACCAAUGUCAAGAAUGUGGCAGAGCCUUUAUCCAGCAAUCAUCCCUUACUCAGCAUUACAGAAUGCAUACGGGAGAGAAACCUUACAAAUGUCAAGAAUGUGGUAAGGUCUUUCGUCAGCAAACAACCCUUACUCAGCAUCACAGAAUUCAUACUGGAGAGAAACCUUACAAAUGUCAAGUAUGUGGCAAGGUCUUUAGCCAGCAAUCAUCCCUUAGUCAGCACCAGAGAAUUCAUACUGGAGAGAAACCUUACAAAUGUCAAGAAUGUGGCAAGGCCUUUAGGUUGCAGUCAGACCGUAAUGGCCAUCACAGAAUUCAUACUGGAGAGAAACCUUACCAAUGUAAGACAUGUGGCAAGGGCUUUACCAAAUGCUCAGGACUUCGUCAACAUCACAGAAUUCAUACUUGAACCAACCUUACCAAUGUAACGUGUGCAAAAGGCUUUAAUCACCAAUCAUUCUUUAUUCAAGAUUACAGAAAUCAUCUUGGAGCAAAUGUUACAGAGUUUAAGACUGUGAAGGAAUUUUCCCCCCACUUUUUUAAAAGUUUUUCUUCGAUAGAAUGAGUGGGAGGUUGCAGAGGCAGACACACACACAGAAUGAAAAGCAGGUUCCAGGCUCCAAGAUUUUGGCACAGACAGCUCAGAGCCUGAUGCAGGGCUCGAACCCGUAAACUGCUAUAUAAUGACGAGGUGAAGUUGGAUGCUUCACUGACUAAGCCACCCAGGCACCCCAAGACUGUGAGAGAACUUUUAAGGAGGGCUCAACGCUACUCCACACCACAGAAUCCACAUUGAGGAUUAACGAUACCCAAGUAAACAAUGUGGCAAGACUUUAACCAAUGCUGAUCCCUGAUUUCGUGUCAGAGAAUGUGUCAUAGAGAUGAUUUUUCACAUAGAAAGAUUCAGGAAAGCCCUUUAAUGGUGCUCAAGCCUCAUUCCACACCACCAAAUUCAUACUUGAGAGAUCCUUACAAUUGUAGAGAAUGUGGCGAAACAUUUCACUCAGCUCAAGCCUUACUCACCAUCACAUUGUUCAUACAUAGGAGGAACAUUGCAAAUGUGAUGAAUGUAGCACACCCUUAGGUGGAAGUCCUACCUUAUUCAACAUCAUAAUUCCCAUAUGAGAGGAAAACUCUAAAAUGUAAAAAGAAUGACAAAGCUUUCAUCUGGAACUCAAUCCUUAUUCAAUAUCUCCAAAUGCAUGUGAGUUCAAACCAUUCAAACUGAAUGCAUGAGGAAAGCCCUUCUUCAUAAAUAUACCAUGUGGAAAACAUCAGAGAGUACCAAAAGGAAAGUAAGUUGAAAGAUUGAAGUAUUUAAAAAUAUAUUUAACUGAACAUAAAAUGUCAACACGUGUCACAGAAUUCACAGCAGAAAGCAGUAAGUCUGUGUAUUCAGACAUUACAUCAAAAUAAUUAUUAGCAGGAAUAAUACAAAGGUAAACAUUUAGAUAAUGUAUAUGCUUAUGCUUUAAAUGAUAAAAGGGAUGGCGUUUUGCAUACAUAUACUCUCAAUAUUUUUACAUUAACCUAUUUAAGAUUUGUGACUAGUAAACAUUAAUAUGCUUCUUAUUCUCAAGUCACUUCAGAAAAUUCAUUUAUUCCUAGUGGGUGUGUGAACGUAUGUGGCUGAGUAUUGCUACAUCAAUGAUAUGAGUUCCCUUCUUUCUUAGGUGGGACUCAUACAUAUGUAAUUUUCCAUGGAAGGUGAAGAAGAAGAGUUGAAUAAAAUCUAAAUGGAGAUGCUUUCUGUGCCUCUAACCUUGCUGUAAUUAUCAUGAAAGAGGUGUUCAGGACACCAUUGUCCCUUUAUUUCAACUACAAGUGUGUAUCACAAAUAAAAUGUUGCACUAAAUGAUCUUUAAGGGAAAGAGGGUCAGUCCACUGAAAAACGUGAUGCAGGUUCAUCAUAGCAAUAGUUACAAGUACAGAAUAUCAAUAUCAAUGUCAAUAUCCUGAUGUAAUUGAAAGGAAGAAAUCUUCACAGAUAUCAGAAAGAAUAUAGCAAAACCUUCCUAAAAUAGCUAGGAUACUACAUUCACAUUUUUGAACAAUCACCUCAGGCCUGAAAGAAUUUCAGUAGGCAAACUUAAGCUGUACGUAACUUAAAAUAGACUGUCGUGUCUUCUUGAAUCUUCAUGGUAACCAUGGAGCACACUGGUAAUCGAUACCCAAAAGAUAAAGAGAAAAGAAUCAGGGUUUACCAUUCUUGAAAAUCAUCAGAUCACAAAAGUAAAGAGAAAAUGGAUAAGAAAGGGAGCAAGAAUUCUAAAGUAGCCAGAAAACCAUGGAAAGAAUGACAACAGUAACUCCAUUCCUGUAUCAAUACUUCCUUUAAAUAUAAAGGGACUAAAUUCCCAAUCAAAAGAUAGAGAUUGGCUGAAUGGAAAGAAAUCCAAGACCCAAUCCUAUGUUGUGUUCACACUCAGCCUGAAAGUGCAGAUAUUCAAAACGAUAUUGCAUGCAAUUGGAAACCAAAAGAAAUGGGGUAGCUAUGCUUCAGACAAAAUAGACUUGAAUCAAGGACUAUAAUAAGACACGGCAAGGUCAGUAUUAAACAAAUGGGUCACUUUGUACACGGUUUUUAGUUAAUGCGCCAUUUGGCAGAAGGCAAUAAAGUCUCCCCCUGUUUUGGUUUUGGAGGACAAUAAUAGUUUGGUUCUUUAACUCAUACUGACACAUUGAAAAGAAACACCUUUUUCUGUAAGUGUGGGUGGUGUUUGUGCAGAUGCCUGAAUUGUAGUUUGUGUAAUGUUUCUCCACAUGUGUAUCUUAUGACGCCUUGAAAUGGCUACUUGAUAUUCAAAAGCCGAUUGCUACCUUUAGAGGGCUGGGGAAAAUAAAAAACAAUAAAUGACAAUGCGAGAAAGACUAUUGCUUCCAGAUUUUGAAGUGUGUGGGAAAAUACUGUUGCAAUGAAAAUCUUGGUAAUUUACUGCAAAAGCAGCCAAUAGUUGAUCAAAACCAAAUUGUACAGGCUAAUACAUCUUUCCCAGAGUAUUCACUUUUCGAACACCAUGCUAUUGUACCUCGCAAUUUUUUUCACUCACAUGUUAUUUACUUUUCAUUGUUAUCUACUCUUUUAAACACAUCAAGCAAGUUAUUUUUUAUUUCAGGCAUGGUACUGUAAUAUACCUGUCAGUAAGAUUUCCGGUAUUUCUGGGCAGUUCUUUGUAUACAUUUGCAAUGAUCAGUUUUUUAUGGGUCAUCGUGUCAAUAUAGCAGAUUUAUUUCAAGUUGAGUUCUUUCUGAAAUGUUCAUCUUCCCAUAAGCUAACCUUACAUUCCACUUGGGUCCCCCAUUUUGGAUUACAUUACAUGUGACCAAAGUUUUUAUACAUUCUAUGUCUAUUUA
Messenger RNA from Lynx canadensis (Canada lynx), 5512 nucleotides. RefSeq names its product zinc finger protein 345-like. The coding region runs from base 138 to 2567 and encodes 809 amino acids. The transcript has 3 exons. NCBI's taxonomy places the organism in Eukaryota, Metazoa, Chordata, Mammalia, Carnivora, Felidae. The record is from RefSeq and is a predicted model, not a curated record. Gene Ontology annotation, biological process: regulation of DNA-templated transcription. Gene Ontology annotation, molecular function: RNA polymerase II cis-regulatory region sequence-specific DNA binding; DNA-binding transcription factor activity, RNA polymerase II-specific.